AUGCGGCGCUUGGCACGAUUGGCGCGGCCGAUGGCAGCGCUGCCGGCGGCGUGCUGUGCCGUGCCGCUGCCGAGGACCUUCUGCGAGGCCAAGAAGGAGCAGUCGCUGGACCAGUUCUUGAAGAGCGACAAGGCGCAGAAGUGGAUCGAGCUGAACAGCGACAAGUCCCAAAGUUGCCUGGUGAACACGGAUACCAUCGACUGGAUUCAGACUGCCGCCGGCGGGGUGCGGCGAAAGAUGAUCGAGAGGCUGGGCGGGGAGGUGGCGCGGGCCACGACGGUGGUGAGCUUCGAGCCCAACGCGUCCUUCCCCUCCCACCGCCACGAGGGAGGAGAGGAGUUCAUCGUGCUGGAAGGGGACUGGUUUGACGACUGGGCCACCCAGCCCAGCUACACCUACGUGCGGAACUACAUCGGAUCCAGGCACACUCCUCGCAUUGGCCCCAAGGGCUGCACGAUCCUGGUGAAGCUCUGCCAGAUGUCCACGGAGCAGACGGAGCCGGACCACAGCCAGUGGGACAUCUCUUCCUCCAACCCCAGCUGGAGGCGGUCUCCGAACGGGAGGAGGGAGCUGCGCGUGUACGAGUCGCCCUUUGAGGAGGUUCACUUUGAGAGAUGGGAGCCUCAUCAAACAGGCCAGGUGGAGGUGGACGGCGCUGGGGAGGAGGUCUUCGUGGUGGAGGGUUCCUUCGUGGAUGAGCUCGGGGAGCACCGGCGCUGGUCCUGGUGCAGAACCGCCGAGGCACGCCGCCUCACGCGGCGUGCCGGGCCGGAGGGGUGCCUGCUGUACAUCAAGAGCCGGCACUUGAAGAGUCCGGAGGCCCAAAGUCGGAUGAAGAUGCUGACCAAGCUGCAGGAAGAAGCUGUGGCAGUAGACUUCGACGACCCCUACCUGCAGCUGGACUUCCCGGCCGCCUCGGCCCUGCCGCCGCCCUGCAUCUCGGUCAUCGAGGCCGCCUUCGGCUACACCUCAGACAGAAUACUCUACGAGGGCUUGGACUUCGGGGUGGACUGCGACUCCCGGGUGGCCAUCGUAGGGCCCAACGGCGCAGGCAAGUCCACGUUCCUGAAGCUCCUGGACGGGUCCCUGGAGCCCACCAAGGGCUUCGUGAGGCUUUCCAGCUACAUGGACUGCACCAACGCCGCAAUGCAGCACACAUAA
Molecule: messenger RNA, 1161 nt
Organism: Effrenium voratum
Lineage: Eukaryota; Dinophyceae; Suessiales; Symbiodiniaceae
Source: the annotation of a GenBank genome assembly